AAUCCCACGUGACUGGCUCUUCUCUCAGGCCAUCAUGGCGUCUCCCAGUGGGAAGGGAUCCCGGGCGCCGGAGGCUCCUGGCUGUGGGCCCCAGCCACUCGCCCGGGACUUCGUGGACUCCGUGGACGACGCGGAGGGGCUGUACGUGGCGGUGGAGCGGUGUCCGCUGUGCAACACCACCCGCCGGCGGCUGACCUGCGCCAAGUGCGUCCAGAGCGGCGAUUUCGUCUACUUCGACGGCCGCGACCGUGAAAGGUUUAUAGACAAGAAGGAAAGGUUAAGCCAACUUAAGAGCAAGCAAGAAGAAUUUCAAAAAGAAGUGUUAAAAGUUGUGGAAGGAAAAUGGAUAACAGAUCAGUUGAGAUGGAAAAUAAUGUCCUACAAGAUGAGGAUUGAACAACUGAAACAAACUAUAUGUAAAGGAAAUGAAGAAAUGAAGAAAAAUUCUGAAGGCCUCCUCAAAACCAAGGAAAAGAAUCAGAAACUUUAUACUCGAGCACAACGGCAUCAGGAGAAAAAGGAGAAGAUUCAGAGGCACAAUCGCAAACUUGGUGACCUGGUAGAAAAAAAAACCACUGACUUACGAGGUCAUUAUGAGCGUCUGGCAAAUCUUCGGCGAUCUCACAUAUUGGAGCUCACCUCUGUCAUUUUUCCAAUCGAGGAAGUAAAGACUACUGUGAGAGAUCCUGCAGAUGUGUCUUCAGAGAGUGACAGUGCCAUGACCUCCAGCACUGUGAGCAAGCUCGCCGAAGCCCGGAGGACGACUUACCUCUCGGGCAGAUGGGUCUGUGAUGACCACAAUGGCGACACCAGCAUUAGCAUCACGGGGCCUUGGAUUAGCCUUCCCAACAACGGAGACUACUCUGCCUACUACAAUUGGGUGGAAGAAAAGAAAACCACGCAGGGCCCUGACAUGGAGCAUAAUAACCCUGCUUACACAAUCAGUGCUGCACUGUGCUAUGCCACUCAGCUGGUCAACAUUUUAUCUCAUAUACUCGACGUGAACCUUCCCAAAAAGUUGUGCAACAGUGAAUUUUGUGGAGAAAACCUCAGCAGACAGAAAUUUACUCGAGCAGUAAAGAAACUAAAUGCAAAUAUUCUUUACCUAUGCUUUUCUCAGCACGUAAAUUUAGAUCAAUUACAACCACUGCAUACUCUCAGGAAUCUAAUGUACUUGGUCAGUCCGAACUCUGAACACCUAGGCAGGUCGGGACCCUUUGAAGUGCGAGCCGACCUGGAGGAGUCCAUGGAGUUUGUGGAUCCCGGAGUUGCUGGAGAAUCGGACGAGAGUGGAGACGAGCGUGUAAGUGACGAGGAAACCGACCUAGGCACGGACUGGGAGAACCUGCCCAGCCCACGGUUUUGCGACAUCCCCUCCCAGCCCGUGGAAGUCUCCCAGAGCCGGAGUUCCCAGGCGUCCCCGCCCAUCGCCAGCAGCAGCGCCGGUGGCAUGAUCUCCUCAGCCGCAGCCUCCGUCACCUCCUGGUUUAAAGCUUACACUGGACACCGCUAACGAGCAGACGGAGACACGCCAGAUCCGCGUCAAGAAAGCUCUCCUGCACUACGCUCUAGGUUAUGUGUUUAGUUAAAAUAGUGCCUGGAACAAAAGAGGUUAAGCCGUGGGGUUUUUUUGAAGCUGGAAGACUAGCAUUUCUCUUCAUCAGCUGGCAGGGAGUGGCCAUGUACAAGUUUAUGGUAAUUAACACAACAGAAGGUCACGGUCCUUCUCCCAGACCAGCUGCUGGAGCAAAGACCCUGUACACGCGGCCAGUUCUGUUGAGGCAGAAACGCGUGGCGCUCCCACCAAUCCGGCCGCAGGCCCCACAGACAGGUGCUGUUGCUGUGAGGCAGAGAUGGUUCGUGAACAGUUUCAGAGGCUGAAUCACAAGGAAGUGAUUCUUGAUGAUCAGGACUUGAAAGGUAAAAACUGUUUAAUGUA
Molecule: messenger RNA, 1939 nt
Organism: Phacochoerus africanus (Common warthog)
Lineage: Eukaryota; Metazoa; Chordata; Mammalia; Artiodactyla; Suidae
Gene: ATG14
Product: autophagy related 14
Exons: 10
Coding region: 35-1513 (492 amino acids)
Biological process (GO): cellular response to starvation; autophagosome assembly; mitophagy
Cellular component (GO): phosphatidylinositol 3-kinase complex, class III; extrinsic component of omegasome membrane; extrinsic component of phagophore assembly site membrane
Source: RefSeq, a predicted model, not a curated record